Molecule: messenger RNA, 1230 nt
Organism: Cucurbita moschata (crookneck pumpkin)
Lineage: Eukaryota; Viridiplantae; Streptophyta; Magnoliopsida; Cucurbitales; Cucurbitaceae
Product: cinnamyl alcohol dehydrogenase 1-like
Exons: 5
Coding region: 34-1101 (355 amino acids)
Biological process (GO): lignin biosynthetic process
Molecular function (GO): cinnamyl-alcohol dehydrogenase activity; zinc ion binding
Source: RefSeq, a predicted model, not a curated record
AUCUCUCUCUCUCUCUCUCUUUCUCUCUCUAAAAUGGGUAGCGUUGAAGGAGAAAGAACAGCAUCAGGGUUUGCAGCGAGAGACCCAUCUGGGUUCCUCUCUCCAUACACUUACCAGCUCAGAGAAACAGGGCCUGAGGAUGUUCACAUAAGAGUCAUAUGCUGUGGACUCUGCCACACUGACGUUCACAACAUCAAAAAUGAACUCGGAAUGUCCAAUUACCCCAUGGUUCCUGGGCAUGAGGUUGUCGGAGAAGUGGUGGAAGUUGGGAAGAACGUGACGAGAUUUAGAGUGAAGGAUGUUGUCGGAGUUGGAUGUAUUGUCGGAUCUUGUAAAAGCUGCGAACGAUGUGAGACUGACAGAGAGCAAUAUUGCAAUAACAGGAUUUGGACUAAUAAUGAUGUUUAUUCCGACGGCCGCCCUACCCAAGGCGGCUUCGCCACCGCCAUGGUCGUCGACCAAAAAUUUGUGGUGAAAGUUCCAGAUGGGAUGGCGCCAGAGCAGGCGUCGGCGUUGCUAUGCGCCGGCGUGACAGUAUACAGCCCACUAAACCACUUCGGGCUGAAGAAAAGUGGGCUGAGAGGAGCGAUCUUAGGCCUCGGCGGCGUUGGACACAUGGGUGUGAAGAUAGCAAAGGCAUUGGGCCACCAUGUCACAGUCAUAAGCUCCUCCAACAAGAAGAGAGAAGAAGCUUUGGAUCAUCUCGGCGCCGACGACUACCUCGUCAGCUCCGACGAUGCUCGGAUGAAAGAAGCCGUGGACUCCCUCGAUUACAUCAUCGACACCGUGCCAGCCCAUCACCCUCUCGAGCCAUAUCUUUCGUUGCUGAAACUCGAUGGGAAGUUAAUCAUGUUGGGCGUUAUUAAUAAUCCUUUGCAAUUCGUCUCUCCUAUGGUCAUUCUAGGGAGGAAGACGAUUACAGGGAGCUUCAUCGGGAGCAUGAAAGAGACGCAAGAGAUUUUGGAGUUCUUCAAAGAGAAGGAGCUGAGUUCAAUGGUGGAAGUGGUGAAGAUGGAUUAUGUAAACAAAGCCAUUGAAAGGUUGGAGAAGAAUGAUGUAAGGUAUAGGUUCGUGGUGGAUGUGGAAGGAAGCAAGUUUUAAAGAGUAUUAUCAAACUUGGAUGUUUGUUUCUUCUCUACUUUUUAUGAACUUAUAUCAAAGGUUGAGCUUUAUUUGUGUAUGGUGGGCAAGUUUGAAUAUAAAUUAUUAAAAAUGAAUGCGUUCUUCAAA